AUGAAAAACCCUCGUGAUGAUCAAAUUCUCCCUUUGGAUCUCCUUAUGGAAAUCUUGUCAUGGCUACCCGUGAAGACCCUCAUGCAAUAUGCGUGCGUUUCGAAGUCAUUGAAAUCACUGAUCAUCGAUGAUCCAUCAUUCGCGAAACUGCACCUUAAUAGAUCUCCCAAAAACACGCACAUUCUCCUCAACACAGAAUAUGACCCCUACGAAUUGGAAAAUGAGGACAGUUGGGUUGUUCCAUGCUCUGUGCGUUGCUUGAUGGAGGAUCCGUCGUCCGUGAUCGAUGUUGAAGGGUGCUACCAUUUGAAGGGAAAUCAUUUGGUUAUUGGCUACUGUAAUGGGUUGGUUUGUUUGGGCAACUUUUGUGAUGUUGGCCCAAUUGAAGAUUUUUGGGUUCAACUUUGGAACCCGGCCACACACCUUAUGUCUAAGAAGUUACCAACCUUUCAUCUAAGCAUGCGAACUUCUGUGGAUGCUCCGCGGGGUAAGGUGAAUUUGGGGUUCGGCUAUGAUAGUUCACAUGAUACUUACAAGGUAGUGGUGGUGCAUUGGGAUUGUACAGAGCAGAAAAUGAUGACAAGGGUUUAUUGCAUGAAAAAUAUUUGCUGCAAAAAUAUUUUGUGUGACCCUUGUUCCCCUCUUAUGCUCUACCCAAUCAUGGGAAAAUUUGUGGGUGGUUGUGUUAACUGGAUAGCUCUUAAAAAUAUGAAUGGUCCCGAAUAUGAAUGGGGCAAUGUUACUCGCGAGCAGCUGGCUAUUGUUUCUUUUGACAUGAGUAAGGAAAAGUAUACAUAUCGGCCACUUCCUGAGGGUGUUACUAAGGUGCCUUACUUUGAGCCAAGUCUCGAGGUUCUAGAAAAUCACAUGUAUCUUUCUCAUGAUCAUAAUCUGACUCAUUUUGUUAUGUGGAAAAUGAGAGAGUAUGGAGUUCAAGAGUCUUGA
Molecule: messenger RNA, 945 nt
Organism: Lotus japonicus
Lineage: Eukaryota; Viridiplantae; Streptophyta; Magnoliopsida; Fabales; Fabaceae
Product: F-box/kelch-repeat protein At3g23880-like
Exons: 2
Coding region: 1-945 (314 amino acids)
Molecular function (GO): protein binding
Source: RefSeq, a predicted model, not a curated record